This is a messenger RNA of Anguilla rostrata (American eel), 2396 nucleotides long. Its product is annotated as zinc finger protein 143-like. The coding region runs from base 150 to 2048 and encodes 632 amino acids. Lineage: Eukaryota; Metazoa; Chordata; Actinopteri; Anguilliformes; Anguillidae. The record is from RefSeq and is a predicted model, not a curated record. Gene Ontology annotation, molecular function: RNA polymerase II cis-regulatory region sequence-specific DNA binding; DNA-binding transcription factor activity, RNA polymerase II-specific. Gene Ontology annotation, cellular component: nucleus. Gene Ontology annotation, biological process: regulation of transcription by RNA polymerase II. The transcript has 16 exons.
UAAACGACUUCAUAACCAAUGGGUUGUUUCGCGUUAAGGCAAUCUUUGGUUUCUAUACAUGUUCCAGGGUUUGGUGAACACAGGACAUUUCCUGCCCUGAUGCAUGGUGGUCGGACGAAGGAAUUGUUGGAAAAUUUCGGAGGGCAGGCAUGCUGUUGGCUCAGAUUAACCGCGACUCGCAAAGCAUGGCGGAGUUCCAGGCUGGAGGGGCUGACGCCCAGCACGUCACCCUCUGCCUGGCUGAGGCCGUCGCUGUUGCAGACGGAGACCAGAUGGAAAGUAUGGACACUGUUAGCCUACAGGCUGUGACCCUGGUGGAUGGCUCUACAGCCUAUAUACAGCACAACCCUAGAGUUUCCCUUUCAGAUGGGAAGCUGAUGGAGGGCCAGGUCAUUCAGCUGGAGGAUGGAUCAGCUGCUUAUGUGCAACACGUGUCCAUGCCAAAGGCAGGAGAGGACAGUUUGAGACUGGAAGAUGGUCAGGCUGUGCAGCUGGAGGACGGAACAACUGCCUACAUCCACCACGCCCCCAAAGAGACAUAUGAUCAGAGCUCGCUGCAGGCGGUACAGCUGGAGGACGGGACUACGGCGUAUAUCCAUCACACAGUGCAGAUGCCCCAGACAAACACCAUUCUGGCCAUCCAGGCCGACGGCACAGUCGCAGACUUGCAGGCAGAGGGUGCCAUUGACCCUGAGACCAUUAGCGUGCUGGAGCAGUACACUGCCAAGGUGGAGAGUGCGGAGUGCGUUGCAAGCUCAGGGCUGGUCAGCAGAGGGGAAGUGGAUGGCGGUGUGCAAAUGCAGAUUGUUUUGCAGGGGCACGGGAGUGGGCGUGCCUUAGCCAAGGCCCAGCAGGUGGGAGAGAAGGCUUUCCGCUGUGACUAUGAGGGCUGUGGGAAACUGUACACCACAGCACACCACCUGAAGGUCCACGAGCGAUCGCACACUGGAGACCGGCCGUACCUGUGUGACCAUCUGGGCUGUGGGAAGAAGUUUGCCACAGGGUACGGCCUGAAGAGUCAUGUUCGGACACACACGGGGGAGAAACCAUACCGCUGUCAGGAGAUGAACUGUCACAAGUCAUUCAAGACAUCUGGAGACCUGCAGAAGCACAUCAGAACCCACACAGGUGAGCGGCCAUUCAAGUGUCCGUUUGAAGGCUGUGGGCGGUCCUUCACCACGUCCAACAUCCGGAAGGUGCACAUCCGCACGCACACGGGAGAGCGGCCGUACUACUGCUCCGAGCCCAGCUGUGGGCGCGCCUUCGCCAGUGCCACCAACUACAAAAACCACAUGCGGAUCCACACAGGGGAGAAGCCAUAUGUGUGCACAGUGCCAGGCUGCGACAAGCGUUUCACAGAGUACUCCAGCCUGUACAAGCACCACGUGGUCCACACCCCCUGCAAGCCAUACAACUGCAACCACUGUGGCAAGACCUACAAGCAGAUCUCCACGCUGGCCAUGCACAAGCGCACCGCGCACAACGACACCGAGCCCAUCGAGGAGGAGCAGGAGGCCUACUUUGAGCCCCCAGCAGAUGCAAUUGAUGAGCCUGGUGUGACCUAUGUUCCUGGGGUGGAAGAGGAGGAUUCUGGGUCUGAGCAGGUUUCCACAGAAACUGCUGAGGUCAUAGGGCACCAACAUGUGAACCUUAUCUCACAGGAUGGGACCCAACAGGUCAGUAUAUCACAGGCUGACUUACAAGCAAUGGAAAACACCAUAACCAUGGUAACCCAAGACGGCACUACCAUAACCGUCCCAGCUCACGAGGCCAUGCUUUCAGGAGGAACACACGCAGUCACCAUGGUAACAGCAGAUGGCACAGAAGGACAGGUGGCCAUUGUCACCCCAGAUUUAGCUGCAUUCCAGACCUCACAAGUGGAGCUCAGCCAGGAACACCAGCACCACCCUCACCCUGUGACUCUGCUGGCCACCGGCUCCAAUGGCACUCAGAUUGCAGUACAGCUCAGUGAACAGCCGUCUUUGGAAGAAGCCAUUCGAAUUGCCUCGAGAAUACAACAGGGAGAAACUCCAGGGCUGGAUGAUUAGCACAUGCUCAGUCACCGUCAGAGAUUCUUCAGGAAAAACUGUUUGGAAGUGAACAUGCAAAACAAGAACGAUUUAAAAAAAUUAAAAAUUAAAAAAACAGGAAAGAAUUGCAGGAAUCUUACCAUUUGUGCAUAAUCCAUAUACUCUGCAGUUAAGUACAUAGCUUAAAAUUAUUUUUCUUAUACAUUUUGUGUACAUAUACAUUUUAAAUGUGAACAGCAGGUCCUGUUGUACAGACACAUUGAGUUCUUCUGUACAAAAAUGUUAAUACAUUUUACAUUGCUGAUGAAAGACUAUGUAAUUGUGAAUGCAUUCAGAAUUAAAGGUUACCACUUUCUCAAAAAAAAA